Molecule: messenger RNA, 945 nt
Organism: Didymodactylos carnosus
Lineage: Eukaryota; Metazoa; Rotifera; Eurotatoria; Philodinida; Philodinidae
Source: the annotation of a GenBank genome assembly
AUGGAUUUGAUCGAUAUGCGAAGUAUCCCAGAUGACGAAUACAAAUGGAUUCUCCAUACAAAAGAUCAUUUUUCUAAAUUUUCUUGGGCUUAUCCGUUAAAAUCAAAGGAAGCUGAACCUGUUGCUGCAAAACUCCUGCAACGGUUUUAUUCAUCUGGAGCACCACGAAUAUUACAGUCAGAUAAUGGAAAAGAAUUUGUGGCUAAAGUUAUUAAGGACUUAAAAAACACCUGGAAUGAUCUUGUAAUUAUCAAUGGUCGCCCUCGUCAUCCUCAAACACAGGGCUUAGUUGAGCGUGGUAAUCAGACACUGGAAUCAGCUCUUGGCAAAUGGAUGCAAUCAAAUAAUUCAACGGAAUGGUCUAAAGUUGUAUAUUCGAUAAAUACUAGUUCUGCCCAAUCUAUCAAAAAAUGUCCCUACGAAGUGGUAUUUGGUCAGAAACCAAGAUGUGACAUCGAAAUGUGGAAAUUGUUAUCCGAUAAAGCCGUGUUAGAUGAAGAACAACUUCCAGAUGACUUUAUCGAUGAACUGAAUGAACUAAAUUUACAUGAACCGGAGAUUGAUGAAAAAUCUGAUGAAUCCAAUUCAAGUAGUAUCAAAGAUCUGCAAAGUAGAGCGAUGGUUAAUAGUCUAACAAAUGUUUUAAAAGCGACAGAUCCAACACCUCAAGCAUUAGAUUUAAGUUUAGCAGUACCAUCCUCGCCAGUACUGACUCUAACGCCUAAAUCCAAAAAUCGACGAAGAGCAAGAAUUUUUUCAAAUAUCUCAAGUCCAGUUUCACGUCAUUCAGUUUCUGAACAAAAUGAGCAUAUCAGUGAAGGUGACGAAUCUAUGAGUCAUAGCAGCCAUUCAAUAAGUGGUCACAAACAUAUACGAGCUCAAGCGGAAGCCGCUUACAUGGCCACCAUUGCUAAGCGACAAAAAAGUUUCAACGAAAAAUUUUAG